AUGAUGCAUCAGAAAACUGGAACUUCUGGAGUUUCAGCAAGAUGGGUUUUUCUUCUCUGCAUUUCUAGCUUCGUCCUUGGUGUUCUUGUCGUUAACAGGAUAUUGGCAACUUCUGAGACCAUAGAUGGAAACGAGAGAGCUUCUUCAUCUGAGCAGAAUGAUCAAUCUAGAUCACUUCAUCCUCUUGAGGGAGACAUUCUAUCUCGAGUUACGCAUACUCAUGAGGUUAUCAAGACAUUAGACAAGACGAUCUCGUCUCUAGAAGUAGAACUAGCCACAGCUCGAGCAGCAAGAUCUGACGGUGGCGAUGGAUCUCCAGCUGUUGCAAAAUCAGCAGCGGAACAGUCGAAUCAACGGCCUCGUAUGUUCUUUGUGAUGGGAAUCAUGACUGCUUUCAGUAGCAGGAAACGAAGAGACUCAAUAAGAGGAACGUGGCUUCCUAAAGGAGAUGAACUGAAAAGGCUAGAGACAGAGAAAGGAAUCAUUAUGCGAUUUGUCAUUGGUCACAGCUCUUCUCCUGGUGGAGUCUUGGACCACACCAUUGAAGCAGAAGAAGAGCAGCACAAAGACUUCUUUCGUCUGAAUCACAUAGAAGGGUAUCAUGAAUUAUCAUCUAAAACCCAAAUAUACUUUUCAUCUGCUGUUACAAAAUGGGAUGCAGACUUCUACAUCAAAGUGGAUGAUGAUGUUCACGUAAAUCUCGGAAUGCUUGGCUCUACAUUGGCUCGUCACAGAUCAAAACCGCGAGUGUACAUCGGUUGCAUGAAGUCUGGACCUGUCCUAGCUCAAAAAGGAGUCAAAUACCACGAGCCAGAGUAUUGGAAGUUUGGUGAAGAAGGAAACAAAUACUUCAGACACGCUACUGGUCAAAUCUAUGCAAUCUCCAAAGAUUUAGCAACUUAUAUCUCAGUAAACCGGCAACUACUUCACAAAUAUGCAAAUGAAGAUGUCUCUUUGGGAUCUUGGUUCAUUGGUCUUGAUGUUGAACAUAUCGAUGAUAGAAGCCUCUGCUGCGGAACACCCUUAGAUUGUGAGUGGAAGGGCCAAGCAGGGAACCCUUGCGCAGCAUCGUUCGACUGGAGCUGCAGCGGAAUCUGCAAGUCUGUGGAUAGAAUGCUUGAAAUACACCAACGUUGUGGAGAAGGCGAAGGAGCAAUUUGGCACACCAGUUUCUAAAACUAUAAAAAGCUCUUUGAAUUAGUAAUGUAUAGCGUCAUCUUCUUCUUCUUAUGGAUGAUUAGUGUAGGUUUGAUGAUUAUGAUUAUGAUGUUCAUGUUUAAACAUUACAGGGAUAUCAUUUAAAGCCCCGAUUUUUGCUUCAUUAAUCCUAAACCAUAAUUUUAUGUUGAAUGAUUCUUGCAAAGUUG
Molecule: messenger RNA, 1367 nt
Organism: Thlaspi arvense
Lineage: Eukaryota; Viridiplantae; Streptophyta; Magnoliopsida; Brassicales; Brassicaceae
Source: the annotation of a GenBank genome assembly